Messenger RNA from Cherax quadricarinatus, 1375 nucleotides. RefSeq lists its product as uncharacterized. Lineage: Eukaryota; Metazoa; Arthropoda; Malacostraca; Decapoda; Parastacidae. The record is from RefSeq and is a predicted model, not a curated record.
UUGGUGCUCAUAUAUAGGAAAUGUGAGUUGUGUAUAGGUGUUAGUGGAGUCAUUCAGCAGCGCCAUCUUGACCCUCCAGGAUCACAGCCUCAGUACACUGCUGCUGCUGCUGCUGCUGCCGCCUUCACCUCUAGCAACAUGCGUUUUCUCAUCUGGAGUUUGUUUUUUGGUGUCAUGGACUUGGCUAGUGACGAGCCAUCUGCCGCCGCUGAUAUUCUGGGAGCAGGAGAUAUGGGUGAGCUAGGCCAGACAAUGAAGAGCUACCUGCAGCCUGACGUAGGCACCUCCUGUGCCCUCAUGUGCAAUAAAUACAUGAACUUGGGAGACUCUGACACGCUGAUCAAACAGAUGGCUUGCGAGGAAGGUUGCAGCAAGUUGGGUUCUUUUCUUCAUGAUGAUGCCAGUGAGAUUGUUGAGGACGUUGCAUCUCUUGAUCUUUAUAUAUGUUAUGAAGGAUGCGGAAGGAAGUAUGCAAAUUCUCCAGAUCUUGCAGAAACAUGCAAUAGAGGUUGUGACAUGUAUGUAACCAAAUGGAAGGAAGCUAGUCAGUUACAGUAGACCAAAAAUCCCAAGUCAUUGCAACAGAAGAAAGAAAAGGGAGUUUUAAUAGAACAUGUUAUGCAUCAAGAAAACCUACCCAUGGUUUUCAAUAACAUUUAGUAAUUUUUAUUAUAUUUUUCAAAUAGUGUAUUGAGCUGUUAAAGAUUAAGUUUUAUGAUUUUUUUCUAAUAUUAAUAGGUGAUUUUUUAUGAUAGAAAGGGAAAAAAGUUUAUGAGUAGUAAUUGUAGUGACAGUAUUAUGAAUGAAAGAUUUUCAUAUAAUAUUGAAUGAAGCUUUGUUCUUAAUAUAAUGGGAUGACUUAUAGAAGUCUUAAGUGAAUCCUUUAAUUUUUUUUAUUCACGAAGUAAAUGAUGCACAUAUAUGUGUAUUAGUAAAGAUAUUAAGGUGCAGUUGUAGUCAUUGGUAGGAUUUUUAUUCAGGCAAAUAGUUUUCCUUGAAGCAUGUAGUAUAUAAAAUGAUUGCAUAAUAUUAUCUCUUUGUGUCAUAUUGAAAUAGAAGAGUUAAUGCAGACGAUAUUAUUUUAAUUUUACCAUGUAACAAAUAUUGUAUCUGGAUAAUCGUAUUUCAUUUUUCAAAAUUUUUAAUAGUGAAAAUUUAUUGUUUAUCACCUCUAAUAUAUAUUCAUAAUUUUUAAAGAGGUGGACCGGUAAGCCAAUGUAAGGCCUUGUCAGAUGACCAAAAGCUCCAACGGCGGGUCAUCUGACAAAGACCCGCGUCAGGAAACACUUAUCCUGUUUCUUGACAAACCUUACCUAACCUAACCUAUCACCUGAUUAAUUUCUGUUGAAAAGGUCGCAUUAAUCCAUGAAUAAUU